This is a messenger RNA of Tilletiopsis washingtonensis, 1252 nucleotides long. RefSeq lists its product as hypothetical. Gene Ontology annotation, cellular component: nucleus; cytosol; ribonucleoprotein complex. Bases 179 to 1093 code for a protein of 304 amino acids. Gene Ontology annotation, molecular function: mRNA 3'-UTR binding; poly(A) binding; poly(U) RNA binding. The record is from RefSeq and is a predicted model, not a curated record. The transcript has 5 exons. Lineage: Eukaryota; Fungi; Basidiomycota; Exobasidiomycetes; Entylomatales.
GGCUAUGGCUUUCUUAUGUACAGCACGACGGAGGAGGCGACAUGGGCGCUGGCCCAGAUUGCCAGCUACGGCCUGCAGACGUCGUGGGCACGCGUGAGUGGCGCUCGCGCUAGUGUAUUCUCGUCGUCUGCUGACGCUCGUGCCUCGGCAGGAGAGCUUCAGCUCCAAGCUGCGUCGCAUGGCCGAUCACGACAGCGCCAAUGUCUAUCUGAGCAACCUACCGCUGGACAUGAACAGCUCGGCGCUGGAGCAGCUCUUUGCGCCGCACGUCGUCGUCAGUCUGCGCAUCCUCACGGACAACGACGGCGUCUCGCGCGGCGUAGGCUUCGUGCGCCUGCGCGACCGUGACAUCGCGCAGGAGUGCAUCGACCGCCUGCACGGCAAGAUUCUGCCCGGCACCUCGACGCCGCUGCAGGUGCGCUUCGCCGACAGCGAGGCACAGAAGCGCCUCAAGCAGACGACAGCCAACGCACGCCAGACCGGCGGUGUCGCUUCGGGUGACGCUGCCAGCCCGAAGCUGACCGGCAGCGGCAUUGCGCCCACGCCGACGGCCGGCGCGCGCGCCGACAAUUCGCAGGCGGCCGCCGUCGCCGCUGCCGCCACGGCGGCCAUGUUCACCUCGCCGCACCUCGUCGGCGGCGCAGGCAUCUUUGCGCCGUACGCCUUUGGCAGCCGCAACACAAGUCCGUUCCUUGGCGGCAGCCCCGGCAUGAGCACGCCAAGCCUCAGCCCCGCCUCGACGCAGUCAAGCGUAGCUCACCCCCUCUUGGCUACGGCGCCUCGCCUGACUCGCUCGCCUACGUCAACUACCUGCAGAACAGCAUGCACGGCAACGCCGCCCUGCUCGGCCGCUCUGCGUCCUUUGACGCCGCGACCCACGGCUUCGGCGGCCCGUUCGGCCUCUACAACGGCGGCAUGCCCUUUGGUCCGGCCGGGCUCGGCCUCGGCGGCGCCGGCCUCGGCCUCAGCGGCAUCGACAAGGCGCAGCUUGGCGGUGCGAACAGCAAGAGUGGCGACGCGUCGGCCGUCUAUCGCACCGGCGCUGCGGCACCGGCCGGCUUUCACUCGCCGUACAUGGCGUCGUCGGCGCUGAACGACCAGCGCCGCGGCUCUAUGACCGCUGCGCCAAAGUCUGGCUCCGCUGCGGCCCUCUUCGUACCCAACGAGCUGGCCGCGCAGCACGCCUCGGCUCUGUCCGCCGCGACCAAGCAGCACGGCGCGACACGCGUGUCGACGCCGGCAGGCCAGUCCU